Messenger RNA from Ananas comosus (pineapple), 1506 nucleotides. RefSeq lists its product as uncharacterized. The transcript has 4 exons. The record is from RefSeq and is a predicted model, not a curated record. Lineage: Eukaryota; Viridiplantae; Streptophyta; Magnoliopsida; Poales; Bromeliaceae. The coding region runs from base 293 to 1300 and encodes 335 amino acids.
UUUUUUUUGAGUUCUUCCCAAAACAGCCUCUCCGCAUAGAAGGCCCAGCACGCCGUUUUCCACGAAUUAUGCGGCCCCCCAACACCCAAAAAAUGAGCGUCGGGAUCGGCUUAAUUUAAACAAAUCCUCGCCGGGUUAAUCUCUAAUCGGUCCCUUCGAUCCGCAAACAUUUUUGUUUCUUUGAUCUGGGGCGUGUCGAAAUUGGAUAAUAAGAUUUCGAUCCUCGGCGACUUUGAUGCAUCAGCAACUUUCUCCUAAAAGAUUUUGCUGGAUUAGUUGAGAGGAUCAAUCCAUGAAGUUCAAGGAACGGGACAGGGUAGAGGUUCUCCGAAAGAACACGGAGGUACACGGCUCUUGGUUCCCUGCGACAAUAUCAUCGGUUCAUGGGAACAGAUACGCCGUGAAAUACGAGCAAUUUUUUGCUGCGGAAGGAGAGCCUGUUGUAGAGAAAGUGUGCAGAGAGGAUGUCAGGCCGCUGCCGCCCCCCGACGGCAGUAGAAAGAGAUGGGUUCUUGGCGAAAUGGCCGAAGUGUUCGAUCUCCACUCUUGGAGGCUUGGAAAAGUCGCAAAGGUUCUGAAAAAUAACUGCGUCGUCAUCAGACUCUUCGGCUCCAUCCAACUUAGAGAAUUUCAUGUAUCAAAAUUAAGGGUUCGGCAAGCUUGGCGUGACGAUCGAUGGGUCGCAAUUGAUAAGGUCGGUGAGCAGAAGCAACUCAACAAGGAUAUGUUUCCGCGCUUUGAUCGCACCGCAGACCUUUCUUAUGGCGGAGUUAAUUUGAAGAACCCGAAUUCUACCCACAGCUACUCGCCGGAUUAUUUGGUUCGAGGUAUAGGCAAGAAAAGACCGGCAACCUCAAACACCAACAUGCUUCGAACGAACAAAUGCGGGAAAGCAAAAGCUGCGCCACUCCAAGUUGAUAAAAGGAACGCGAAUACUUUCGCUCGCAUGCGAGUAGUAAUCGAGAAUGAAUGCUCCGUUGCGAGCUGUAGUGGAAAUGAGUUGGAAUGUACUAAACAGGAGACGACAAAAUCCACAGGAUCUUCAAAUUGUCUCUCCGACGAUGCGUUGUCGUCGCAUCGAUUCAGAAACGAGAAAAAUCGCAAGAAAAUCCUCGAAGAUGAGUUGGCCGCGAACGUCCAUCAACUAGAGCUACAAGCGUAUCGAUCGACCGUGCAGGCCUUUUACGCUUCAGGCCCUUUGAGCUGGGAGCAAGAAUCGCUUUUAACGAAUCUUCGCCUUUCGCUUAACAUUUCGAAUGAAGAGCACUUACUUCAGUUGAGGCAUCUGUUAUCAGCUUAGUUCGUCGAAAUAGUGAGGUAAAUCCAAGCUGUGUUUCUAACCGUUAGGGAAUCGUUUCCUUCUUCGUUUCAUGUAAGAUUUCGAGUUUGUAGUUGGAUGUGAAUUGUAGCCUGUGUUGCUAGUCUCUGCACUGUAAUAUAUGUAAAUAUUUACCCCAGUAAACUCAUUGUGUUUUGAGCUUUCCUAAUAUUCCUUUUUUGUUCUAA